AUGAGACCCUGGCAGCCGGUGCUCUGCUCUGGGCCAGCGUGUGCCACUUAUGCUGACCGGACACUUUUACACAUCAAAGCCUCUGUCCCGGCGCCAUUUUCUGUCUCAGUGGAGGCCGACCUGUCCGCCACCGCUUCAGAGAGACGCCACCUGGACCGAGACCCCAGCACCAGCAACCCCAGCAACCCUCCUCUCCAGCCCUCUCCUCACUCAUGUGCCUUCUGGAGCCUGCACCCGGAGUCUGGAUGA
Messenger RNA from Knipowitschia caucasica, 249 nucleotides. The record is from the annotation of a GenBank genome assembly. NCBI's taxonomy places the organism in Eukaryota, Metazoa, Chordata, Actinopteri, Gobiiformes, Gobiidae.